UAUGCCGUUCAUCUCCGGUUCAUGUUCAGUUCAGUUUUUCAGAACGUUUCACGUUCAGUUCGUGUUCGGUUUAUGUUCAUUUAAAAUGUUCAAACAUAAUGUGUAGACUUCGAAGGCAACACCAAAAAUAUGCUGAAUUGCUCACACGCACACACAAAAUACUUAUUUUUCAAUGUACACAGUUCGCAUGUGCAUUUGAAUGUGUUCGUCAAUUCGACUGACGCUUGAUAUUUUGCGCGUAUUGUGUUUAUUCUUUCUCCGCCAUCUUUGUUUUGUUAUAGCUGCCGACUGCGCUUGUUCCGAUUAAUUUAAUUUUUUAUCUUAAAACGGUGUGUUUAUAAAUAAUCGUAAUUGUAAAAUACGAAUAUUUUUUUGAAAAAUAAAAAUGAAAGUGAAACGACGCAUCACAAAUAAAAAAAGUGCAGCUAAAAGAAAAGUUGUGCGCAAAAGGUUAACUGUGCGAACAAAAAACGUGAAAAUAACGAGAAAAAGAAUUCGAAAAGUAAUUUCGUAUGCGAACCUCGAUGUGCUCACGAAAAGAGCUGAAAAAUGCGAAUUGUAUCGAAAGAUUCGCGUGAAUCAGGCCAUCACAAAGUAUAAACAAAUUUAUGAUAUUGACUCGGAAAUUACAAACGGAAAACUUGUUUUAGACGUAGAUUUUGAAACAAAAAACGAAUUGCUCUCUGUCGCAAGCACGAUUGUGAAACGAUUGAUGCCUCAUCAGGCAAAUGCCGUCAAAUUUAUGUUUGAUUGUUGCUUCGAAUCUAUCGCACAACUGAAUGUCGAUAGUGGCAGUGGUUGCAUAUUGGCCCACUGCAUGGGAACGGGAAAGACAUUUUCAGUGGUCGCUUUAUCGCACACCCUGAUCACCAAUCCACAAACAAAUGUCAAGAAAAUCCUGAUAAUUGGUCCACUUUCUGUCAUACUGAAUUGGAAAUUUGAAUUCAAGGAAUGGGUUUUAGAGGAUCCAAAUGUUGAGGAUAUCAACAUUUACGAACUAACCAGGUUAAAGAAAAUUGAAGAAAAGAUAGAGUUAUUAUUAAAAUGGCACAGCGAAGGUGGUGUCAUGAUUUUGGGCUAUGAUAUGUACCGAAGAUUAGUGCAUAAAAUAAUUCAUAAUGACAGACUUUCAAUGCAACAAACAAGUGUCAAGGAAUGUCUCAUAAAUCCCGGGCCCGAUUUGGUUAUAUGCGACGAAGGACAUCUGCUGAAAAACGGCAGAAGCCAACUAAACGACGCACUAUCGAAUAUUCAAACACGGCGUCGAAUAAUUUUAACUGGUACGCCGCUCCAGAACAAUCUUAUGGAGUAUUACUGGAUGGUGAAUUUCGUAAAGCCACACUUGCUCGGAAAUAUCAAAGAAUUUCGGAACCAGUACGUAAAUCCAAUUAAUAAUGGCCAAUAUGCGGACUCGACCAGAGCCGAUAUUGAUUUUAUGAAUCGCCGAGCAUACGUAUUAAAUAAACAGCUUAGUGGCUGUAUUCAUCGAGCCAAUUUGUCAGUGCUCCAAAAUGUCCUUCCACCGAAAGAAGAAUAUGUGAUAAAAGUGCGUCUUACAGAUUUGCAGAAACGUUUAUACAAGCACUACAUAGAAGAAUUAAGUGUCAAAAAGAAGUCAAGUUCAAAGUCCGAAAAAACAUCGACAUUAUUUCAAGACUUUCAUUGGUUGUCAGGAAUUUGUGCGCACCCUUGGGUUUUGCAGUCCAAAAGUGAGAUCGAAGCAGAUUCCGACAGUGAACAGAGCGAAGAUGAAAUGAUCGACACUGAAGAGAGCGAUUCGGAAGGGAGUGAUAUUUAUGAGCCAAAAAAAAACCCACCUACAGCACCUUCAGUUGAUUGGUGGUCACAAUUUUGCACUAGCGACGAUUUGGAAAAUAUGCAUACAUCGAGCAAGCUCCCCAUCCUAUUUUCCAUAAUAGCCGAGUGUGGUUCAAAUGGUGAAAAACUUUUAGUAUUUUCUCAAUCAUUGUUAUCACUGAAAUUGAUUGAGAAACAUCUAAAGAGCUUUAAUUGGAUACGCGACAAAGAUUACUUUUAUUUCGAUGGAAAGACCAAUAUACAGGAACGAAAACUAAAUUGCGACAUUUUCAAUGAUAAAAAUGAGAAACGAGCAAGACUAUUUCUUAUUUCAACUCGUGCGGGUGGUUUGGGGAUCAAUUUGACGGGUGCAAGUCGGGCUGUACUAUUUGAUGCUUCUUGGAAUCCAUCAAAUGACACUCAAAGUGUAUUCCGCAUAUAUCGAAUACACCAAAGAAAACCAUGCUAUAUUUAUCGAUUAAUCGCUCUCGGAACAAUGGAAGAACUCAUAUAUAAAAGACAAGUUACAAAGUUAUCACUCUCGAAGCGUAUUAUCGAUGCAAAACAGACUGAUCGGCACUUUGAAGAGAACGAUUUGGCAAGAUUGUAUAGCACGGAAGGCAUUGAUCCAAAGGAAGAUCCUCCGGAAUACGAUCAAUCAAAAGAUGAUCUGCUAUGUGCUAUUUUACAAAUACAUUCUGAUGUCAUCCACAACUUCCAUAUCCACGAUUCCCUUCUUGAAGAAAAAAACGAAAACCUGACAUAUGAAGACAAAAGGAACGCAUGGAAGGAAUUCUCCGCACAACGAGAUGCGGAAAAGAACAAAAUGUUAAGAGGCUCCAUGAAAUUCCUCUCCAUUUUGAAUGAUUCGAAGCCAGUUGAAGUCGAAGAGAGGAGUAUUUAUGGAUUCACAACAUCACAAUUACACGAACUGCUCAGCUACAAACUGGGAGAUGGGGUGCUUGAAAAGAUGCCAAGUGCACUCGCCCAACUACAUCGUCAAAUGGCGGAAGGAAAUACGGAGCUGUAUGACCAACUGGUUGAAAUAGAUAAUUUAUUUAAAUAAAAAAGAAAUCUAGCAAAUCUUUUGUACCUUAAUAUUAAGAAAAAUGUAGACCAAAACCAAAUUAAAUAAAAAUAAAGAAGCCAUCUCUUGGCAAAUCUCUUGGCAAAUCUCUUGGCAAAUCUCUUGGCAAAUCUCUUGGCAAAUCUCUUGGCAAAUCUAUUGGCAUUUCUAUUGACCAUUUUUUUCUAUUAUGUUUGAGAUAAGCCAAGAGAUUUGCCAAUAGAUUUGCCAAGAGAAACACCAAAAGAUUUGCUAAGAGAUUGGUUUCUUUGGCCUCUCUAUUUUUAUUAUUAUUGUUGAAAAAAUGACGAAGAUGUAUAUGUUUUAUUAAAAGAAAUGAAUAAAAAUGCUGAAUUCUUUAUUUUAAUGGUA
Molecule: messenger RNA, 3235 nt
Organism: Contarinia nasturtii (swede midge)
Lineage: Eukaryota; Metazoa; Arthropoda; Insecta; Diptera; Cecidomyiidae
Product: transcriptional regulator ATRX homolog
Exons: 9
Coding region: 386-2863 (825 amino acids)
Cellular component (GO): nucleus
Molecular function (GO): ATP-dependent chromatin remodeler activity; ATP hydrolysis activity; ATP binding
Source: RefSeq, a predicted model, not a curated record